Oryzias melastigma (Indian medaka) is the source of this 2036-nucleotide messenger RNA. It is a transcript of the gene pthlhb, whose product is annotated as parathyroid hormone-like hormone b. Gene Ontology annotation, cellular component: extracellular region. Gene Ontology annotation, molecular function: peptide hormone receptor binding; hormone activity. Gene Ontology annotation, biological process: osteoblast development; bone mineralization; regulation of chondrocyte differentiation. The record is from RefSeq and is a predicted model, not a curated record. The transcript has 2 exons. NCBI's taxonomy places the organism in Eukaryota, Metazoa, Chordata, Actinopteri, Beloniformes, Adrianichthyidae. Bases 848 to 1333 code for a protein of 161 amino acids.
AUUAAAUAUUUUUAGUACAUAGCACAAAAUGUGUCUGUUGCUGGGUCUCCUAUCGUUUGUGUUUUGCGUCGAUGCCACCUUUGAGUCACAGCAGGUGUGUGUGAAGGUUGAGGGAGGGAGGGGGGGUAGAAGGUUGGGCCGGGUGUUCGUGCCGGAUGGGGGCAGAGGUAGAGCUUGCAUCUUCACCAAAGUGGAGCUCGACUUUCUCUCAGUUGCUCUCCUCAGACCGACUCGCACAGGGCUGGACCGAUUUCCUCAGCUCAGUUCUGCCCCAGAGAGGAUGCUUCAGUCAGACGCUUGAUGAGAUCACGGCCGGGCAGAGCGGAGUCGCUGCUCUGCAGCUGAUGGGCUGCGCUCCUUCUAUCUUUAUCCCUCUUUCAAUUUGGACACGGAGGAGAAAUAAAUAGCUCAACACACACUGUUGGGAGGCAAAUGAAUGGAGGAGACUCAUGGGGAAUUUCCCAAGGCUGUAUUUACACCAAUGGACCUGGACUCAAGACCUGAAUGGACCAAACUGCUUUUAGCAGAAUAGCUUUAUCGUUUUAUAACUCAUUUUUUUUUGUUUUAAAGAGGAUUUGAACUUUUUGGUGGAUUUUCAACAAGAGGGAAAAUAAAAAAAAGUCAAAUCUGUAAGUUCACAUUUUUGUUUUUUUUCAUAAAAAAUCUUUUUGCUAAAAAUAACUGAUUUUACUCAAUUAUUUUACACAACUGUUGACUUAAAAAUAUAAUAAAUCAAACUUCAGGCAUAUAUAUAUAAAUAUAUAUGUAAGGAGAAUUUAGUAUUUUUGGCACAAAAUCCGAAUUGAUCAAGCAGUGAAGUGACUGAUAAUAUCACUGUGUUCUUCAGAUGUUUGGCUCAAGCAUGUGCUCUUUAGUAUUGAUUCAUCAGUGGAGUCUGGCUGUGUUCUUGCUGUUCCCUCCAGUGACUCUCGAUGGGAGACCAGUUGAUGCACUUAAUCACAGAACGAGGAGGUCGGUGAGCCACGUCCAGCUGAUGCACGACAAAAGCCGAUCCAUGCAGGAGUACAGACGGACCAUGUGGCUGCACGAGCUGGUGGGGGAGGUGAACACCGCUGAUCGGCACGCACCCCCCGUACAGAGCAGAGCUCCGACACAAACUUUCAGCGGAAACUUUCCACAUCAGAAGUCCCCGGGGGCAACCAAGAACCUCCCCGACAAGUUCAAGGAAGACAGGGAGGGCCCCAACCUCCCCCAGGAGACCAACAAAGCCAUGGCCUAUAAAGAAGACCCUCUUAAAGUGGCUACCAAGAGGAAAAAGAAGGCGAGGUUAGGUCGCCGUAGAGAGAGCGAGAAAAAGAGGAGGCGAGCGUGACCUGCCGUCACAAAGAGACCAUGAGGGACAGAAGGGCCUGACAGAAAUAUCCCCGGGACCUUUUCCAUGGUGCUGCACUAAGACACUGACACUGACUGACUGAUGCCUGACAGGCUGUUUAUGGUGCCGGGGUUAAGCUUGUAAUUUGUAUUUUUGUUUCUUUGCAUAUCUUUUUAGCCUUAUAUUUAUUUGGAGGACCGUCAAACCUCUGUAACUCCAUUGUCCUUCAAAACUAUUCUUUUGGAAACAAGAGGGACUAUUUAUUUCCUUUCCACAACAACAAAAACAGGGACGCUAUGGAGAUUUUUUUUUCAGUGAAUCACAACAAACUUCUCAACUAAUACAUGCAUCUGCCAUAAUUUAUUUCUCUUUAAGUAUGUAUAUUUAUUUUGUGAAUGUCUCACAGUGCUGCUGACUAAAUUCCCUUAUGCACUUUAGUUAAAUUCUGUUCAUGUUCUUUUGUGGUUGGGUUUAGGUAAUCUUAUUGAUGGUAGUCUACUGCUUUUCUGUCUUACUUCCCCAUCUCUCAUGGAGUCACAACAGACUGGAAGAAGCAUCAGACACACUCCCAUUAUUGCAAAAUGCUGUUGUUUUUAAAGGAUAAGCCAGAGUCAGGGCUCUCGCAUUCAUUGGUCUGCAUUUGCACUGAGGGAAUGCUGUAAAUGUUUCCAGUUAAUCAAGUAUUAAAAAUGUAGCCUUUUGA